CUCCUUCCUGCCUCAGAACAUCCAUCGCGCGCUGUCCAGAAGAAAUGCUGCUGGCGGGGACGAGCAAGACAUGGCGGGCGCUUCUGGCGCUCGCGCUUGCAGGCAUCGCAGUCUCGGCGGCGACGGCUGCUGCCCAGGUCGUUGAUCUGAGCGGGCCCGCCGCCGACGUGUUCUCGCGCCAAGAGGCCGUCAAUGCGACGCAGCCUGCGAGCAGCAGCAAUGACGACAACAACAACGGCACCUCGGCGGCCGCGGCGGGCCCAGACCAGAGCGUGGCCGCCGCGCCGUUUCCCAACUCGUACUACGCCUCGCUCGCCGACGAGGGCGUGUCCGUGGGCGAGUUCAACGCGACGUCGGCGCCAAAGUACCCCUCGCCGUGGAUGGACGGAAGUGGAGGGUGGGAGGAGGCGUAUGCGCGCGCACGCGACUUUGUCGCCCAGCUCACCGUUCCCGAAAAGGUCAACCUCACCUCGGGCACGGGCUGGCAGACGGAGUCGUGCGUCGGCCAGACGGGCGCCAUCCCCCGUCUCGGCUUCCGGUCGCUGUGCAUGCAGGACUCGCCGCUGGGCAUGCGUUUCGGCGACUACAACUCCCUCUUUCCUGCGGGCGGCACCGUCGCCGCCUCGUUUGACCGCAAGCUCUGGUACGAGCGCGGCCAGGCCAUGGGUGCCGAGUUCCGCGACAAGGGCGCCGACGUCCAGCUUGGGCCCGUCGUGGGGCCCCUGGGCAGGAGCCCCGAGGGUGGUCGCGGCUUCGAGGGCUUCAGCCCUGACCCGGUGCUGAGCGGCAUCGCAGGCGCAGAGACGGUCAAGGGCAUGCAGUCGCAAGGUGUCAUGGCGACGAUGAAGCACUUUAUCCUCAACGAGCAGGAGCACUUCCGCCAGGUCGGCGAGGCCACCGGCUACGGCUACAACAUCACCGAGGCACUCAGCUCCAACAUCGACGACGCCACGAUGCACGAGCUCUACCUCUGGCCGUUUGCCGACGCCGUCCGGGCCAACGUGGCCUCGGUCAUGUGCUCCUACACCCAGAUCAACAACUCGUACGGGUGCCAGAACAGCUACACGAUGAACCACCUGCUCAAGGGCGAGCUCGGCUUCCAGGGCUUCAUCAUGAGCGACUGGCAGGCCCAGCAUGCCGGCAUCGGCGGCGCACUGGCUGGCUUGGACAUGGCCAUGCCCGGCGACACGCUCUUUGACACCGGCGACGCCUUCUACGGCGCCAACCUCACCAUCGGCGUCCUCAAUGGCUCCAUGCCCCUCUGGCGCCUCGACGACAUGGCGACGCGCAUCAUGGCCGCCUACUACCUCGUGGGCCGCGACAAGCACCAGAUUCCCAUCACCUUCAACUCGUGGUCCUACGACACCUUUGGCUACCAGCACUACAUCUCCCAGCUCGGCUACGGCCUCAUCAACGAGCACGUCGAUGUGCGCCAAGAGCACGGCCAUGCGAUUCGGCGCAUGGCUGCGCGCUCGACGGUCCUCCUCAAGAACGUCAACAAGACGCUGCCGCUGUCCGACAAGGAGAAGUUCACCGCCGUCUUUGGCAGCGACGCUGGCGACUCGCCCAUCGGGCCCAAUGGCUGCGGCGACCGCGGCUGCGACAACGGCACCCUCGCCGCCGGCUGGGGUUCCGGAUCGGCCAACUUCCCCUAUCUCGUCAGCCCACUCGCGGCCAUUGCAAGGCGCUCCCUCGACAAGGGCAACGGCAUCGUCCAGGGCAUCCUCGACGACUACGCCUACGACGAGAUCACCGCCCUCGCCAAGCAGGCCUCGGUCGCCCUCGUCUUUGUCAAUGCCGACUCGGGCGAGGGCUAUAUCUCCGUCGAUGGAAACGAGGGCGACCGUCAGAAUCUGACGCUGUGGCACGGCGGCGAGCAGCUCGUCCGCAACGUCACUGCCUCGUGCAACAACACCAUCGUCGUCGUCCACUCCACGGGCCCCGUCCUCCUCGACGGCAUCCACGACAACCCCAACGUGACGGCCCUCGUCUGGGCCGGCCUGCCUGGCGAGCAGUCGGGCAACUCCCUCGUCGAUGUCCUCUACGGCGACGUGAACCCGGCCGCCAAGCUGCCGUUCACCAUGGGUGCCACGCGCCAGGACUACGGCACCGACCUGCUGUACAAGCCCAACAACGGCGAGGCGGCGCCUCAGGACGUCUACGCCGAGGGCCCCUUCAUCGACUACCGAGCCUUUGACAAGUACAACAAGACGCCCGUGUACGAGUUCGGCUAUGGGCUCUCCUACACCAAGUUCAAGUACUCGAACCUGCAAGUCGAGCAGAACUACGAUGCGCCCGCGUACGAGUCUGGCGCCCGGUGGACCGCCGAUGCACCCACCGUGGGUGGCACCGACGUCGGCAAGGCCGACAGCUAUGUGUUCCCGGCCAACUUUACGCGCCAGGGCUGGCAGUUUAUCUACCCCUUCCUCAACACGACGGACCUCAAGGCGGCCUCGGGCGCGCCCGACUAUGGCGCGGACCCCGACACGUGGCUGCCCGCCGGCGCCCGCAACGGCUCCUCGUUUGAGCUGCCCCGCGCUGGCGGCGCGCCAGGCGGCAACCCGCGCCUGUACGACGUCCUCUUCCGCGUCACGGCCGACGUCACCAACGUGGGCGACGUCGUCGGCGACGACGUCGUGCAGCUCUACGUCAACCUGGGCAAAGGCCCACGCGACGCCAAGGUCGCCCUCCGCGGCUUCGACCGCCUCUGCAACAUGCAGCCGGGCGAGACGCGCACAUUCGAGGCCAACCUCACGCGCCGCGACCUCAGCUACUGGAACAGCACCCGGCAGGACUGGGCCAUCUCGUCGGACACAAAGACCGUCUACAUUGGCCACUCGAGCCGCAAGCUGGCCCUGCACCAGCGGCUGCCCAAGGCCAAGUAGCUCUUUCUCUCUCCUCUCUCCUAUCUUCCUUCACACUGGGACAAUAAUAUAGUUGCCUCUGCUAUGACGCCUGAUUUUGAAUUACAAAUCCG
This is a messenger RNA of Acaromyces ingoldii, 2977 nucleotides long. Its product is annotated as putative beta-glucosidase A. Gene Ontology annotation, molecular function: beta-glucosidase activity. The transcript has a single exon. Gene Ontology annotation, biological process: glucan catabolic process. Lineage: Eukaryota; Fungi; Basidiomycota; Exobasidiomycetes; Exobasidiales; Cryptobasidiaceae. The record is from RefSeq and is a predicted model, not a curated record. The coding region runs from base 45 to 2885 and encodes 946 amino acids.